Molecule: messenger RNA, 1043 nt
Organism: Limanda limanda (common dab)
Lineage: Eukaryota; Metazoa; Chordata; Actinopteri; Pleuronectiformes; Pleuronectidae
Gene: pip5kl1
Product: phosphatidylinositol-4-phosphate 5-kinase-like 1
Exons: 7
Coding region: 123-965 (280 amino acids)
Biological process (GO): phosphatidylinositol metabolic process
Molecular function (GO): phosphatidylinositol kinase activity
Source: RefSeq, a predicted model, not a curated record
UCGCUCUGCUCCGACAGCUGCUACCUGCAGUUCAUCAGUAACUCCAAGAGCAAGGCCGACUUCUUCCUGACACCCAGAACAAAAGGGAAAUCCGAUUCCUUCUGUCCAACCUGAAGAUCUACAUGGAGCAUCUGAGGAGGUACCCGCACUCACUGCUGGUCAAGUUCCUAGGUGUUCACAGGAUCAACGUCCCUCACAGACGCAAGAAAUACUUCAUCGUCAUGCAAAGUGUGUUUUAUCCAGAUGAUCGGAUCAAUGCCAGGUACGACAUCAAAGGCUGUGAGGUGAGUCGCUGGACGGAGCCGGCGCCGGAGGGAAGCCCGAUCGUUGUGGUUCUCAAAGAUCUGAACUUUGAAGGGCAGCACAUCACACUUGACCGGCAGCGUCCAUGGCUCCUGCGGCAGCUGGAGAUCGACACACACUUCCUGCGGCGGCUCAACGUGUUGGACUACAGUCUCCUCCUGGGACAUCAGGACUUACAGAACGACGAGCGCCACCAGAGCCUGUCCUUCGCCACGCUCAUCGUGAGGACCAAGAAAUCGGUGAACCCCGGCUCCAGCCCGGUGGCUGUCCCCGGUGAGGUCCCACAGGACGACUCCAUCUUGCUUCUCCCUGAGGAGGACGGAGGAGGUUCCUCAGCUGGAGCUGGAGAAGCCUCGAGCAGCAGCUGGCCUCCCUCCUGCCCGGGACCCGCUGGGCCAGGCAGCGACGCCACCGAGCUCCCGGACUUCAGGGCCCAAAACCGACGUCUGCUCCCCAACCUGAAGAACCCUCUGCACGUCAUCGACGGGCCCGAGCAGCGCUACUUCGUCGGCAUCAUUGACAUUUUCACGGUUUAUGGUUUUAAGAAGCGGCUGGAGCACCUGUGGAAGAGGCUGAGACACCCGGGCCGCUCGUCCUCCACCGUCAGUCCUCAGACCUACUGCGUCCGGCUCUGUCAGUGGGUCCAGGACCACAGCCGCUAGUCUCUGUGAGAGGAAACCAGCUGGAGCCUCACGGCUGCUGUAACCUGAGUCCGGUGGAUAAAGGAUGUGUAGAGAUGA